CUUCGGUCCACUUCCAUCCGGUUCUGGUCGUGUGUUUCUGGUUGGAGUGGCUCCAGGAGGGUUAAAGUGAGAUCUUCAGCCUCGGAGCGGAGGGGGAGGGGAGGGCAGCAGUCUGAGCGGAAGAAAAUGAGUUAAAAGAUCUGAAACUGAGCCAACCGGAGGACGUGGGCAGAGCCAAUCAACAGAGAGGACAAGCCUCAGCAUCAAAAUGAGCCAAGAAACAACAGAGACACGAACAAGAUCCCGCUCUAAGGGCAUCCGAGCGACAGAGCUUGCAGGACAAGACAUGAAGCAGGAGUUAAGCAGCUGUCCUACCCCUGGAUGUGACGGCAAAGGACACGUCAGUGGACGGUACUCACGACACAGAAGUGCACUGGGAUGCCCGAUUGUUAAGAAAAGGAAGCUUGAAGAAGCCGAGGCUGAGGAAAACCAGUCUGCUCCCAAGAGGAGGAACCAGCUGGGGAAACAAGCAGCUGAUGAAGGACACAAUGCAGAAAGUGACACAGCAGAGGAGGAGGAGGAGCAAAAAGAGGAGGAAGAAGAGGAUGAAGAAGGAGAUUUGAAAGAGAAGAACAAAACAAAAGGAAAGCCAGAGUCGACAAAAGCAGACUCCCCACUAGUGACACCGGAGGACCCAGAACAAACCGAGACAGAGGUCUGUCCUCCAGCUGAAGAUGUCAAUAAAGAAAGCAUCACCACAGAGACUGAAAACCCAACAGAGAAUGAAACUGAAAUUGAGAAAACCAUUGAGGAAGAGAAGCCUGAGAUCCUCAGUGAAAAUCAUCAUCAGGAGGAAACUGUGACAAGUGAGAAGGAGGAGGAGGUGGUGGAGAGUCAGCCAGUGAUAGAGGAGCAACCAUCAGAGCAGACAGGAGAGGAAACAGAGGUUACUGAACUUAAAGAGACGGAAGAAGAGGAGGAGGGAGAGGAGGAAGAGGUAGGGGAUGAGGAAGAAGAGGAAGAAGAAGAAGAUGAAGAAAAAGUUGAGGAAGUGCUGCAAAAGAGGCAAGAGCGUGUUAUAGAAGAAAGACCGAUGAUGAGUCAGGAGAACUCUGAUCACCAGUACUCCAGCGGAGAUUACAGCCACCACGCCAAAGAAUCAACAGAGCUGCAGAGUCACAGAGACGAGCAAGAGGAUGAAGAGGAGGAGUAUGAAGAGGAGGAGGAGGAGGAGGAGGAAGAAGAAGAGGAGGCAGAAGAGAGGGAGGUUCACCAAGAGGUCGAAACUCUGUACACUUUGAGUCCACACACUCAGGGAUCUGAAGCUGAAGAUUCAGUAAGAGAAGAGAAAGUCUGCACCCCCAUGACUGAGGAAGAGGAGGAGGAUGAAGAGCAGGAGGAAAGGGAGGAGGAUGAAGUGAGGGAGGGGAAGGAGGAUGGAGAGGUGCUGGUGGAGGAGGAGGAAGAGGAAGAGGAGGAGAGGGAGUCCAGCAAAGGCUCCCCGACCACUGUGGUCAUAGAAGUCCGCUCUGAGGACGACGACGAGGAUGAUGAUGAGGAAGAGGAAGAGGAGGAAGAAGAAGAAGAGGAGGAGGAACUAGAGGAGGAGCAGGAUCGUGUAUCAGAGGGUUCGGGGAUUACAGACGACUCUGAGAAUUGGGAUAUGACCCGGGGGAACCUGGGGCUGCUGGAGCAGGCCAUCGCCAUGAAGGCGGAGGAAGUGAGGGGAGGAAAGGAGCCGCAGAGCUCCCCGGAGUAUCAUCCAUACAGCUCUUCCAGUAAGAGCUCCGAGCCCGGCACUGCACCGAGACGCCCUUCACACUACAGCAAAGAAAAGAAGGAAGUGAAGUGUCCAACCCCGGGCUGUGAUGGGACGGGUCACGUCACUGGUCUGUACCCUCACCAUCGUAGUCUGUCUGGAUGUCCUCACAAAGACAGAAUCCCUCCAGAGAUUCUGGCCAUGCAUGAGAACGUGCUGAAGUGUCCGACUCCAGGCUGCACGGGGCAGGGCCAUGUGAACAGCAACCGCAACACUCACCGCAGUCUGUCUGGAUGCCCCAUCGCUGCAGCAGCUAAGCUGAACAAAGGCCAGGACAAACAGGUUCAUUUACAGCCGUCAUCCAGUGAACCCUCUUCCAACUCCGACAGAGUGCUCAGGCCCAUGUGUUUUGUGAAACAGCUGGAGAUCCCUCAGUACGGCAGCUACCGGCCGAACACAGUGACGACCACGCCCCGCGCUAACCUGGCCAAGGAGCUGGAGAAAUACUCCAAGGUGUCUUUUGACUAUGCAAGCUUUGAUGUCCAGGUGUUUGGAAAGCGUAUGCUCGUUCCAAAGACGCCCAGCAGCACUGAAACAUCACCCAAAGCCUUCAAAACUAAAUCAUUCCCUAAGGCCUCCUCCCCGAGUCACAGCGUGCCAGGAGGUUUUCAGAAGAGCUCCUCGUCCUCCUCUGGUUACGACUACAGCCAAGAUGCCGAGGCCGCUCACAUGGCAGCAACCGCCAUCCUCAACCUGUCGACACGCUGCUGGGAGAGACCCGAGAGCCUCAGCACCAAGCCCAGGGAACCCUGCACUAAGGAGUCGGACAUCGAGGUGGACGAGAAUGGCACCUUGGACCUCAGCAUGAAGAAGACUAAACGGGAGGGCAUGCUGCCUCCAGAGCCUUCGUCCUCCUCGUCUUCAUCCUCCCAGCUCAUCACAGCUUCGUUGUCUCAGGGACACGCUCAGCCAGAGUGGGAGGGGCCGCUGGACUUCACCAAAUCCAGUGGAGUCAAGGAGGAAGACCACGAAGAGGUGGAGUAUGCUGCUCCCUCUUACACCUCCUCUGACUGUGAGGAGGACGACCAGGAGAACCUGGAGGAUAGGAAGUACCCCGGUGAGGUCACCACCAGCAGCUUCAAGAUCAAGUUUCAGCCCAAAGACAGCAAAAAAGAGAUUCUGGUAUGUCCAACUCCAGGCUGUGAUGGCAGCGGACACAUCACUGGCAACUACGCAUCCCAUCGGAGUCUGUCAGGCUGUCCUCUUGCUGAUAAAUCACUUCGGACCCUCAUGGCUGCCCACACAGCUGAACUAAAGUGUCCGACUCCAGGUUGUGACGGCUCAGGCCACAUCACAGGAAACUACGCCUCACACAGAAGUCUGUCUGGAUGCCCUCGAGCCAAGAAAAGUGGGAACAAAGUGACUCCUACCAAGGAUGAUAAAGAGGACUCUGAGCUGUUGAGGUGUCCGGUUCCUGGUUGUGACAGUAUGGGCCACAUCAGUGGGAAGUAUGCCACCCACCGCAGUGCCUACGGCUGUCCACUAGCAGCUCGCCGGCAGAAGGAAGGUCUUCUUAACGGCACUCCAUUCUCCUGGAAGGCCUUCAAGACGGAGGGUCCGACCUGCCCAACGCCAGGCUGUGAUGGCUCAGGACAUGCAAACGGAAGCUUCCUCACACAUCGCAGUCUCUCAGGUUGUCCACGAGCUUCUGCUAACAAGAAGAAAGCCAGGUUCCCAGGAGACGAGUACAUCACUGCAAAGUUCAGAGCCAGUGAUGUCCUAGACAACGAUGAGGACAUCAAGCAGCUCAACAAGGAGAUCAACGAGCUGAACGAGUCCAACUCAGAGAUGGAGGCUGACAUGAUGAACCUGCACACUCAGAUCUCAUCCAUGGAGAAGAACCUGAAGAACAUGGAGGAGGAGAACAAACAGAUUGAGGAGAGAAAUGAGGCCUUGUUCUUGGAGUUAUCCGGCUUGAGUCAGGCCCUGAUCCGCAGCCUGACCAACAUUCGACUGCCCACGAUACAGGAGCCGCUGUCAGAGCAGAACUUCGACAGCUACGUAGAGACCCUGACCCACAUGUUUACCAAUAAAGACUGCUACCAGAACCCUGAGAACCGGGCUCUGCUUGAGUCCAUCAACCAGGCAGUGAAGGGCAUUGAGGUGUGACGGGCGAGGGGGCAGGGCAUCACAGUGACAACUCCAAUCUUUCUUUCCAAACCCAUUAGAUACUGUAUGUACUUAAUUCUUCUCAUUUGGAUCCCGGUCAUCCGUUCUUUGCGUUUGUUUGCUUGUUUGCAUGUUGCUUUAUGACGGUAUGUGUGAAGAAAUGAGGGUGUGGCUGUAAAGCGUGUGGUCGCACACCGGAAUCAAACUGUUGCUGUAAGCGAGGGCGUCCAGAGGUUAAAAAAUAAAUGAACAAAUCAGGAGUGCAGUAUCCGGCCUUAGCUGAGCAGAUCCUCUUAGUUAGUGAACAUCUCCCAUCUCCACUCAAUAAUGUUGAUAGUAUCUAUAUGAGCAUAGUGAUGUUGCACCUCCAGGACUAGUUUGUAGAUUCAUUCUUACUAUUGCUGUGUAACUAUUUAAGUCCUUUGCAAACGUUGGUUUACUAACUUAUUCAUUCAUGUCUGCUGUAUUUAUUUUUAUUUAUUGGCCUAUUUAUUAUUCAUUAUCUAUUUAUUAUCUUGUUUCAAUCACUACCUGAGAAGAUUUUAAACCCAGAGACAGGAAUCAUUUCCUCUGCAUUGUUGAACAAAGAGGAAAUAUUUUAAGAUAUCAACUAUGAAUUCUUUUAUAUAUCUUAUUAUUUAUUUAAAAUACUGGAAUCUUUUUAAGUGCAAAUAUUUUGUAACGGAAAGUUUUUUAAUAAUUUUCUAAAGAUUUUCUUUGUUUUUUUCGGUGCUUCUGUUUAUAUGAUUUUUCCUUUUUAUUCUCACAAACUAUUUUGAGUACAUUGCAAUACACUGGGAAUAAUGAGCUGCACAUAUUUGGUAUUUAUUUGGUGAUGAAGAACAAAGUGAUGGUGAAUAUUUAUUUUGUAUUGUCUAUGUGUUAACGAUGGCUGUGUAUGAAUUAGUAUUUAAGUUGCUCUUGAAAUAAAG
This is a messenger RNA of Cheilinus undulatus (humphead wrasse), 4800 nucleotides long. RefSeq names its product myelin transcription factor 1-like. Bases 209 to 3868 code for a protein of 1219 amino acids. Gene Ontology annotation, cellular component: nucleus. Lineage: Eukaryota; Metazoa; Chordata; Actinopteri; Labriformes; Labridae. Gene Ontology annotation, molecular function: RNA polymerase II cis-regulatory region sequence-specific DNA binding; DNA-binding transcription factor activity, RNA polymerase II-specific; zinc ion binding. Gene Ontology annotation, biological process: regulation of transcription by RNA polymerase II. The transcript has 23 exons. The record is from RefSeq and is a predicted model, not a curated record.